AGCUGUGCGGGAAACCAGACCAUGCAGUGAUAAAAUGGUGGUUCAGCGUUAGGAACUUUGGUAAAACUUCCAGCAGAAAAACUCGUAAAAUGUGAACUUAACAAGCAAUAAGCUGGUCCGAAUUUGACACCCAUGUGCCGUGUAAUGUGUCAAGUCAUUGUAUGAGUAGGAUUUUCCGUCCUAGUUAGUCGGUGUGCUUCUUUGUAAGAGUCUAAGAAAGAGCUCACCCAUUGGGUGUCGAAAGGCAUUGUCAUGGCAGGUGACUUUUGCAUUCGAAUGGUUCUUACCAACAACUGUAGAAAGGAAUGGAUCAAGAAGGCACUAGAGGCAAUCAAAAAUGCAGGCCUGCCUACUGAAAGAUGCGUUGACAGUGUAGUAAUGAAUCUAACAAAGCGAGACAGCAACAUGUAUGUGUGUGACCCGUUUGAAGGAGAAGCAUUCAACCAUCUCCUGGAACUGGGUUGCAGAAUUGUCGGUCCUCAGUGUGUGCUGUGGUGUCUUGAGAAUGACAAGGCUGUGCCGAAGGUAGACCACCCCAUCUAUAGCAUGAGUAUGCACAAUGUUACUAUCAGCUGCUCAAAUGUUGAGAGGAGUCACAGGGAUAGGAUACACAGAUUGGUUCAGCGGAUGGGUGGAACAGUUGCAAAGAAUUUUACAGACACUGUGACGCAUCUCAUAGUCGGUGAGGUGGGCUCCAAAAAAUACCAUGUAGCUGCCAGUCUCAACACACCUGUCAUGCUCUCUGACUGGGUUGACAAGUGCUGGGAGAGGGGAAAAGAAAGGUACAUGUGUGCUACGGAUGAGGAUGUAAUGAUUGAGUUCAGUUGCCCCGUAUUCAGCGGCUGCGUAAUUUGCGUGACGGGCCUUGAGAGUGAUGAGAGACGAGACAUACGAAUGCUUGCUGAUGAAAAUGGUGGCCAGUACACCGGGGAGAUGAAAUUCAAUGAAUGCACUCAUCUGAUUGUCAACAACCCCAAGGGUCCAAAAUACGAAUUCGCGAGGAAAUGGAAAAUCCACUGUGUGAAUUCUAAGUGGUUCUUUGACAGUGUUAAGAAAGGUUAUUGUCAAGAUGAGAACCUUUAUCGCGUUGUGGCUGACGUCCAGGCUACGUCCACCCCAAUCAGAGUAGGAGACAAUCCAAGACUAAGUUCCAGGCCCUCCGUGGCUAACUUCAGUGCAAUCAGUAACGUCAGCAUGGUCUCCACUGUGGAUGACACGGCCAUGACAGAAGCUGCCAUCUUAGUGUCUGAGCAGCACACUACAAUGAAAGAAUUAGACGAGUUGGAUUUGACAUCAGCCAAUGCGGGCCUGUUUCUGGAUGGGUGCAAGGUAUUUCUGAGUGGUUUCUCUGGGGUUCGUUUGGAGAAACUCCGUAAGAUCAUCAACGCCGGGGGCGCUACCCGCUUUAACCAGAUCAAUGAGAGCGUAUCCCACGUUGUCCUGGGAGACAGGGUACCAGAGCACGUCGCCUUGUUAACACAGUCAACACACAGGCCCCAUGUUGUGAGUGCAUCGUGGCUGGUAGAUUGCUUCAAACAGUCUUGUCAGCUACCAGAAGAGUCCUACAUCUGUCUAGACUUGCCGCCAGUCCCCUCAGCAUCACCUGCUACACAUUCAAAAUCUGAGAAAUCACGGAAGUCCUUGGCAUCAAGGAGCAGCAGAAACAAGGAAGGUACCAAGCAGUCCGUCAGCAUGGCGGGGGAGGGAGAGACCAUGGCUGAAGAUGCUGAUGUCAUGCAGCAGUACCUCCCUGGAAAAUCGGAUCCUAAUGAAACAACCAACGAUUCGGAGAUCGUGUUCAAGAUGCCACAGGGAGAUGACGAUCUGACAUCGACACGAGUAGAGGCAGCAGGGGAGGAGGAUGAAACACAAAUGGAGGAGGAACCAGAGGAGGAGGAUGUCACAGUGAUCGAAGAACGAGUGGAUGGUUUUUUCUCCGGCAAGACCUUUGUCAUUCUGGGUUUCCCUCCGGACCAAGAAGAGCAGAUACUUGAAAUGACUGUUGGACAGGGAGGUAAAGUUAAGACUGCAGGUGCCCGCUGCGUGGCAGACAUUGCUGUGGUACCUAUCAACGGCUGUGAUGUGAACGUUGACGUGGGGGAGGUAGUGUCCAACUGCUGGCUGCAGAUGUGCCUAGAAGAGGCCCAGUUCCUGGACCCAGCCUCUAACCCCCUAUUCAAACCGAUCAUGAUCAUGGAGGAUGCCAGUCCUCUGAGUGAUUGUGUGCUGACAGUCAGCCAGUAUUCCGGCGUGGAGCGGGACUGCCUGGUCCACAUUGCAGAGCUCUUGGGAGCCAGGUGCCAGGAAUACUUCUCCCGGAAGGCAGCCAACGAACUGAGACCCAACACUCAUCUCCUGCUGAGAGAAGCAAACGGCUCCAAAUACAAAGCCGCCAAGAAAUGGAAAGUCCCUGCUGUCACCAAAGAUUGGCUGUUGGAGAGCGCCAGACAGAACAAGCGGCAACCAGAAAACACAUACCUCGUUGAUUUGGUGCAGGACCAGCAAAAUCACAGUAAACCAGAUGAUCAGGCAGUAACGCAAAGAGUAGAUCAAGUUCCGCAGGCCCCUGACGUUGGUAGGAUCCCACGUGCAACGGAACUAGAGGAAGUUCCUCCUCUGAAAAAUGCCCCAGAAAAUCAGCCUGCAGUCCAUGAAAUCCAACCCAAGGAACACACAGUGGCGGAAGUCAAGAAAGACAGAAGAACUACCAUCAGGCCUGAUGCCAACCCAACACAGGAGAAACAGCGUAGCUUACCAGAGUCAAAGGCAUUACACAGUGGAAAUAAGGAGAAUAAGCAUGGUACGGUUGCAAUGGACAUGCCCAGGGAUACGCCCGUCGUUAACAAACACUUGGCAGUUUCUGGCAGCGGUGCUGCUGUGUCCAAGGAUACGCCUAGUAAGUUCCUGCGGGAGGGUGCGGUCUUCCACCCGGCCUUCGACACCAAAGAGGCCUUGGAGUUUCUGGAGUCGCCAGCUGGACUGCAUCCUAAGAGACGCCACGCGAGGAAAUCGAGCUUGCCCCUGGACGAUUUCUUCCACAUGAACGUUGCCAAGGCCAUACAGAAAAGUGGUGAGCAGGCCACAGAAGGGGAGGGCAAUGACUCAGUCUUUCAUGAACAGGUCAAAUCCCAAGGCAUUUUGGACGGCCUUGUCAUCUGUGUCAGCAAGAAGCUCAUUGCUAAACAGAGAGACUAUAAUGCGGCCGCUGUUGCACUGGGCGCUGAAUUCCACUGGACAUUUGAUGACACGUGCACACAUUUCAUCUUCAAGGGUAGAAAUAAUGACACUUCUAAAGAGUUUCGAGCGGCCAGGGAUAAAGGAAUGUUUAUCGUUUCACCAUUCUGGCUCCUUGCGUGUGAAGAGGAAGAGAGGCGUGUUGAUGAAGCAAGCUACCCGCACACAUUCAACCCAAAGAUGAGUUUGUCCGUUCUGUCGACCAGACUUGAGACCCCAUCGCGCACCCCUGCAAGACCAACUCGGCAAACCCGCAGCAUGGCACGCACCCCUCACCCCCCACCACCCCCUACCCCUCAACCCCUUCAAGAUGAGACGGCCAUGGACGGCUUUGGUGAGGGCUCCACCGACAGCGAAGAUGAAGAGCUGCUGAGGAUGGUGGAGGCGGCUGAGAGAGGAGAAGAAGAUGGAGGGACGGUGGGAGGCGGGGAGGAGGAGCAGGGGUCAGGGGUCAAUGAUGACCAGGGGUCAAUGGAGCAGAAGGAGAAUCUACAGAAGCAACUGGAAGGGAUUAUGUCAUCCACUAUGAAUACAAGGGGCAGCAGAAGGCGCAGCAGGAUUCACAAGGCUAGUACCUCUGGAGCCAACGCCUCAUCUAGUAAUACCUCAGGGAGGGAUAGGCCCACUAGCAGAGGCAGCGAUAGACGCACCCGCUCCAGCCGAGCCAUGGCUCAUGGUGACGAGGGUGGUCAGGGAGGCACUGGCACAACGCUGACAGUCCGUCCACCAGAUCUUCACCACGAGGCAUCCCAGAAUGUCCAGAUCACCUGGGAUGAUCCUACGGGCCGCAAGGAGCGUGAGAAGAUUAUGGCUCAACUGAAGCGGUCGUGCAGUCCCUCGCAGAACAGCGCGGAGAUGGAGGAUAGGAACGUAUGGAUGAAUGAAGAGGUCACACCAGACAAGUCCAGAGUCUCCAUCCAGGAGCUGGGGCACAGCCCGGCAGUCUCCGCCUUACACAGAGAGGACUCCAGGGAGGCACACCCGUCCCCCACCCCACGGGCACCCCCUAUCCGUCUGCCUGUGGCCAAACCCCCUGUGGCACCCCAGCCUGUAGAGGUGGAACAAGAUGAACCAGAAAUCGAGGUCCAGACAAAGCCGCGGCUGAAAUUCCUCUUGUCAGGCAUGAGACAAGAGGAGAAGAUCGAUUACAGUGCCCUCGUGGAACAGCUGGGUGGGGAGGUCAAAGACGAAAUGUACUUUGACCCCAGCUGCACCCAUCUAGUAGUUGGUAACCCUACUCGUAAUGAGAAGUACCUUGCCUCCUUGGCCAGCGGUAAAUGGGUACUGCACAAGUCCUUCUUUGAAGCUUGCCGCAAGGCAGGAGAGUUUGUUGAGGAGGAGCCGCAUGAGUGGGGUAGUGCCACUGAUCUCAGUACACUGAGUGAACAGACUGUCAGGCUGGCUCUGGCUGCAUGCAGAUGGCGUCAUCAACUACAGCAUAAACAAAAGUUUACGGGAGAGGACCGAGACUUUGAGGGGGCAUUCCAUGGCUGGAGAGUGGUCCUGUACAUCGACCGAAGCAAGGAAUCUAGCUUCAAAAGGAUCCUACUGGCAGGUGGGGCAAAGGUCAUGGGUAUGCGACCUCCAUUCAGUAACCUGCAUGACGUUACCCAUGCAUUCAUGGACCUGCAGAAGACAAAGACUCCUGAAGGCGUGCUGGACCUGGAGGCUAUAGCCUCGGCUGGCAUCCUGUGUCUGAGACCAGAAUACAUAGCAGAUUUCCUCAUGCACGAUCCAGUACCCGACCAUACCAACUACUUCAUCAAUGAAAUCAAACCAAUCAUGGAAAGUAUUUCUGGGAAUCACCACCACACUCGUAGCAGUCGAACCCCGUCCAAAAGGAAAAGACAUGAUGCCGCCCAGACACCAAAGAGCAAAAAAGGUCGAGUGCGUUGAUGAACCUACGGUCCUCAUGAAAGAUUUGACGUUAGUUGAUUUACCCCCGGAAGAUGAAAAUACACCUGUACUGAAAUUCUUCCUUUGAAACGGGUAUCGGCCUUACCAGACCAGGAAGUGUUGUAGUCCAGUACUUUCAUCCAAUUGCAAAGUGCUACUGAGUACUAAGCCUAUCAAGUACCCUUGGUACCCGAGUCCAAGAACUUGGACCAUCGAGUACAAGUGUUUUGCCGCCAAGUACUUGAACCUCUGAGUACGAGUACUUGGACCCUCGAGUACGAGUACUUUAUCAAGUAUUCAAUUGAGUACAAGUAACAUCUCAAAACAGUUAUUCAGCAGCACAACGGAAAUUGAUCCUCUAUCGAUAAAACCGUGCGCGUGCAUCUCCAAGUGAGGACAUUUUGUUCAUUCAAAACUAAAUUACUUAAAUUUUCCUUAUAGUUGAGUACGAGCACUUUGAGGAUAGAGUAUGAUAAUGGAGUCCAGGUACUUUGCUUGUCAAGUACGAGCACUGUGAAGUCGAGUUCGAGUAUUUUGAAGUACGAGUGCAAGUACGAGUAUUUUAAAAGAAUUCCUCCAGUUGUACUCGAGUAAAGAGUACUACAGGACUGGUACAAGGAUAUGAGCUCCAUGCGCCAACGAAAGAGGGCACCCUUUUACCUAGCAACGAAAUCCCAUGAGCGGGACAUUUAGCUGAUUGACGCGCACCGUUCCUUGUGUGUGACGCACGUACACCAGGGAAUUGUGCACGCAGUGGUUCGGCUGCGCGUCGCGGCAAAAUUGCAGUCAGGCAAAAUGUGUACUUUGUUUGCCGGUGAGGGGGGGGGGGGGGUACUUGUGAACAGAGCGGAUACCCCACAUUAGAAAUUAAACAAACCAUCUUCAGGUUUUUUCAUAAACUCUUAGUAUAAUUUACAGAAUUUUGUUGUUUUCUUUAUUGAAACACUGUAGCGAAAUACUGUAACACGAGGAGUCACGUUCAUUCCAAGGCCAUGGGCUGGAUGUUUAGUUAUCAAUUUUGACUGUUGGUCUAUGAGAAACUCCAAUUUCUUCCUUAAUGCAAUUUCCACAAUGCAGUGUUGCAUGUACUCUGUCCACGGAAAACCUGGUUUAAGUGAAAAUGUUACAUGAGACAUUUUGCUCAAACACAACUAUGUACACGUAUAAACGCUGCUUUUAGAGCAUUAAAUGAAUGAAUGAAUGAAUGCAAAUUUAGCUUGAUGCUGAAUUUUGAACAUGAUUUGUAAUUGUUGAUGGACAUUGUCCAUUGUGUGAUAUUCUGUACAUUUCUGGUAGCUGCUUCCUGUUGACCACAAAUUGUAUUGCUAUUUAAAUUUGUAUUCAAUUUAAAUAAAGUGACAAAAGAAAUAUCUUGAUAAUUUAAUUCAAUCUUUACUCAAGUUGUUUUUCUGCAUGUUUGAAAGUAUUGUUGAAUGCAUGUUAAAUCCAUGUUACUCAGUUCUGAUAGUAACAUGAUUAAGAAUGAUUGAUUCCGACAGGCAUGCAACUUUUCCUCUGGUCAGCUGAUUUCCUCUUUCUUUAUUCCCAUUUCUGCCAUUCAAAAUUAAAACACUUUACAAAGUCUUCCGAA
Messenger RNA from Patiria miniata (bat star), 6721 nucleotides. RefSeq names its product DNA topoisomerase 2-binding protein 1-like (gene topbp1). The coding region runs from base 253 to 5130 and encodes 1625 amino acids. The transcript is spliced from 33 exons. NCBI's taxonomy places the organism in Eukaryota, Metazoa, Echinodermata, Asteroidea, Valvatida, Asterinidae. The record is from RefSeq and is a predicted model, not a curated record. Gene Ontology annotation, biological process: mitotic DNA replication checkpoint signaling; DNA replication initiation; mitotic G2 DNA damage checkpoint signaling.